CAGAUGGCUCCAACAAUUGGAUGUGUUCGUUGUUUAUCCUUAUAAAGGUCAAGGGCAAACAUGGCUGCGUCCAUACGGCGUUCAAUUCAGCUUCAAAAACUUCUUAAAAAUCUGAGAGUUUUACCGCAGGCUACUCCAUCUCAGAGAACCAAUGUUACAGCUUCUGCGUCUUCUGUAGAGAAGUUCUCUAAAUAUGGAGGAAGAAACACAGUGACUGUUCUAACAGGAGAUGGUGUUGGUCCAGAGCUGUUGAAGCAUGUCCAGGAAAUAUUCAGAUAUGCAGGUGCUCCUGUUGUUUUCGAAGAGGUGAACAUAAAUGUUGAAACCACAGAUGAAGAGUUUCUCAACCAGGCUUUACUCUCAGUAGGCAGGAAUGGUGUGGCGUUAAAGGGAAACAUAGCAACAAAUCAUGAAAGUACUGUACCCUCCAUGAAUGUUAAACUAAGGACAGACCUUAAACUAUUUGGCAGUAUUGUAAGAUGUAAAUCUAUGCCUGGUGUACCAACGAGACAUGCAGGAAUAGACAUGGUCUUGAUUCGUGAGAACACAGAGGGAGAAUAUUCUAACCUCGAACAUGAGAAUGUGCAGGGUGUAAUCGAAAGUCUAAAAAUAAUCACUGAAGCGAAGUCUACAAAUAUUGCCAGAUAUGCGUUUGAAUAUGCUAAGAAACAUGGAAGGAAAAAGGUGACAGCGGUACAUAAGGCAAAUAUCAUGAAACUUGGAGAUGGGUUAUUUCUGAAUUGUUGUAGAAAUGUGUCGAAAGAUUACCCAGAGAUUGAAUUCAAUGAUAUGAUCAUUGAUAAUGCCAGUAUGCAGAUGGUAUCUCGUCCACAGCAAUUUGAUGUUCUAGUAAUGCCCAAUCUCUAUGGUAAUAUUCUCAGUAACAUAGCAACAGGACUGGUUGGUGGCUCUGGUGUGGUAGGUGGUAUGAACAUUGGAGAGGAUUAUGCUGUCUUUGAGAUGGGGACAAGGAACACUGGCUUGUCAUUGAAGGGGAAAAAUAUUGCCAACCCAACUGGGCUACUGCUAGCUAGUUGUGAUAUGUUAGAUUAUCUUGGACAUUACAGACAUGCUACCCUGAUCAGAGAGUCUGUCCUCAAUGUUCUCAAUGAAAAGAAGGUUCAUACCCCAGACCUUGGGGGACAGGCCACCACUACCGAUGUUGUUCAAGCUAUUAUACAAGAACUUAAACCCAAGACUAAAGCUUGGUCAGUACAGUGAUACUAGUGUUAAAAUAAAGAGUAAGGUUGGUUUGAAAGUCCAGAGUAUUAUGUGCAAUCAACAUGUUUAGUAUAAUAUAGUGAAAUGAAGCAGUCCUAUUAUGUUCCAGCUGUGUUUGUAUAUAUGGCGCAAUCUUCCUCUCUAAGCUGCUGUGACAGGAUGUAUUCUGAAACAAAAUUCCUAACUAAGCCUCCUGUUUAAUCAAAUGUAUUUUAUUGCUGAAUUUAUGAACUGGCAAUCCAUUGGGCCACAAAGUUCAAAGAAACUCAUUAUAUGAAUAAAAUAGAAGGAAAGCUCUACAAGCAUGUGUGUGUUGUCCCAAGUACUGAAUCAGUUUGUACAAAUAUAUCAGUCUUUGUUAUUUUACAUUGUGCUUUUACAAUUAAUAGUAAUUUUUACACACUUUUUUUGUUGUAUUUAUAAAUGUUAAGAUCUGCAGACUUUAAUGUGGUUUUAUUACCACAAAAUGUGAGUGUAACAUGUAAAUUUUGAUUCUUUGAAAAUAUAUGUAUGUUAAUUUCAUCCCAAUAUUUAAUUGAUGUUUUUAUCAUUGUUAUUAUUCUGUUUCAGACAUAAUGAAUUGAAACCUAUACUAUGUCUUAUAUUAGCAUACAUGAGUAUUAUUGAAUAAUGGUCUAAGUGAUGAAAAUCUUCUACUAAAAUAACCUUCAGUUAUUAUUUCAUUCAGGAUGGAUGACAAAAAUUAUAUAUUUCAUUUUAUAAUCUAUUUUUAAGUAAAUCUGUUUUAACUUACAUUUGCAUUGGUUCUUUGUUCAGCUUAGAGCAAAUACUGUUUUUGUUUUAAAUGUUAAAAUUUGUCAGUAUUGUAAACUGAAAGUUAUAAUUGAAGUUACAGUGUAUCAUCAUCCGAUAUAGACAUUGGUAAGUCAGGGUCAUAGGUCAUGCAAGUAUAAUCUAAACUUGCAUAGAGACUUAAAAUAACCGAUUUUCUAAAAUUGCAGACCAGAUCAAUGACCCUAUAUGAACACAUUUUCUCAAAGUAAAUCCAACACUUUUUAAUUUCUAUUCUGUUUCAGAGUUCUAGAGGAUACUGUUGCUAUUAGAUUUAUUUAUAUUGUUUCAAAGAAAUAAAAUUUUGUUACGAUGUUCA
Mercenaria mercenaria is the source of this 2332-nucleotide messenger RNA. Its product is annotated as isocitrate dehydrogenase [NAD] subunit gamma, mitochondrial-like. Bases 61 to 1221 code for a protein of 386 amino acids. The transcript has 14 exons. NCBI's taxonomy places the organism in Eukaryota, Metazoa, Mollusca, Bivalvia, Venerida, Veneridae. The record is from RefSeq and is a predicted model, not a curated record. Gene Ontology annotation, cellular component: mitochondrion. Gene Ontology annotation, biological process: tricarboxylic acid cycle; isocitrate metabolic process.